Didymodactylos carnosus is the source of this 417-nucleotide messenger RNA. NCBI's taxonomy places the organism in Eukaryota, Metazoa, Rotifera, Eurotatoria, Philodinida, Philodinidae. The record is from the annotation of a GenBank genome assembly.
AUGCAAGAUGGAAAUAAAAUUCAAGGUGAAUUUAUCGAAAUCGAACGUUGUCUUGCCGAAUUUAUUUUUGGACUAAUCGAAAAUAUUUCAUUUUUCAAAUACAGAUCAAAAGAAGCAAAUUAUGAAUUACUCACUUUAUUCAUUGAUGAAAUUCUACUUCGAAUGUAUCAGAAAAAUUCGAAUUUACAUAACAUCAAACAAUUAAUAGCAAGUUUACUUGAUAAUAAAGAAAAUCAGCAAACUGUCGAUGAUCCAUUCGAAUUACUGAAAAAUUUGAAGAUUAUUGAAUCAUCUAUCAAUAAUCAACAAGAACAAAAUGUUGAAUUAAAUAUUCAAGAACUUAUUCAAAAGACAAACAAUUUAAAAUCAUCAUUCGAUAAUGUCUGCAUAUUGUUUAUUUUUUUUGUUUUUCAUUAG